CCAAAGAGCAGGAGAUGAAUUCCAGGAGGUUUUCCUUGGAAAUCUCCACAGAUUUAAUUUAAAAAUCCAAGCAGGAAUCUUCCAGACCCUUCUCUGUUAUUGGAUUUUGCUCUCUGAGCUAAGAAAUCCAGGCUAGACUGAUCUGGGAAGAUUUAUGGAUCAUUUCUAAGACUUUUAUUUCACUUUUAGGUCACAACUUGAGCUCUUUUAUCCUUAUAUAAUUUCAGUUCCUAUCUGAAUGCUCCAAAAAAGGAAAAAACCAAAUCAUUCCUUGUGUUUCUGUUGAACAUAGACACUGGCAUUUUGAAGAUUUUGUGUUGUUCAGACUAAGGAAGGCCUAAAUUAUUUGUAUUUCUCUAUUUCCCCACCCAACCCAGGCUUUCCAAAUCAUUUUUCCCCAUAAAACCAGCGAUUUAUGCCUUUAUUCCCAGAUUGCUCUCACACAAGGAGCCAGGAGAGCUCCUCAACCUCAAAGCUGCAUGUAUGGAGGUGCAAAAAGCCCUGAGCUGAGCAGCAGGCUCCAUGAAUUGGGAUUUGAAAGGUUCAGGUUCAGUUCUCAGCCCCACUUUCUGAGGGAGCUCACGGGAAUUUACUGGUGCCAAAAGCAGCCCUUUGUUUCUGCCUUGUUUGUUGGCUUUGGGUUGGUUUUUUUCCAAACCCUGCAGGUCUUGGGGGGGAAAAAUGAAAAGAGGAAUGACCUUGAGCUUUCCAGAAAGCUCUGUUGACUGAGGUUUCAGUGCUUGCUUUUUAUUUGUGUUGAAAAUCUUGGGGUUUUUUUGUGCCUUUCCAAUCUCACCGCGGAUCUGUUCCAUGCGCUUCUUUUAUUCCCUCCUCUUUUUUUUUUGGAGGCCAGGGAGGAACUUUCUCAUUCUCUGCAGGCUGAAUGGCCACCUUGUGUUCCCAGGGAGCGGAGGAAGUUCUCCCCCUUGGUUUCUCAGGGAUAGAUGACACCCUUUGGAUGCAGAUUUAAAUCCCCAGCACAGGCACCUCUCUGUCCCUUAUGUAACCUGAGAGAUUUCAAUCCACGCCAUCAAAAAUUAAAGAGCUGCACCCACCACCAUCCAUCCUUUGGAGCAUUGAUUGGCUGGAGGACACACAGGAGGUCUCUUCCUUCUCUCUGCUGUUGUUUCCCUCCUCUCCAAAGCCCUGAGGAGCCCAUUCCUGGAAAACUGAAUCAUUCCAAGCAAAACCAUGUCAGAAAAUUCCAACGGAUCCGCCAGGACCGGACCGGAUUACAGGUAUAAAAAGGAUGAGCUGUUUAAGAGGCUGAAGGUGACAACUUUUGCUCAAUUGGUUCUCCAGGUCGCCUCUCUGUCCAGUGAAACCCUAGAAGUGACAGACGAGGAGCUGCACAAGCUGCAAGGUGCUGGCGCUGCAGGUGACGAUGCAGCGGGGACAAACGGCCAAGGGAGCCCUGAGGGGACACCCAGCCCUGUCCUGUUCCUGAACAACUCAGGAGCCGGGGAAUCCCUUCGCUCCACGCUGCAGAGUGUGAUCAGUGGGGUUGGGGAGCUGGACGUGGAGAAGGAUUCUCCCAAGAAGGAGGACAAGGACAGCCAGGCCAAGGAGAGGCCCUACCCCGACUGCCCGUUCCUGCUGCUGGACGUGCGGGACCGCGAGGCCUACGAGCAGUGCCACAUCGUGGGAGCCUAUUCCUACCCCAUUGCAACGUUGUCCAGAACCAUGAAUCCCUAUACAAAUAAUAUUCUGGAAUAUAAAAACGCCCAUGGCAAAAUCAUCAUCGUGUACGACAACGACGAGCGCUUGGCCAGCCAGGCAGCCACCACCAUGUGUGAGAGGGGCUUCGAGAACCUCUUCAUGUUAUCUGGGGGCCUCAAGGUCCUUGCCCAGAAGAUCCCAGAGGGGUUGAUCACCGGCACGCUCCCGGUGUCCUGCCAGGUGGCAGCUCCCACGGGAACUGCCCGGAGGAGAACGACCCCCAGGGUGCCCCCCACACCUGCAGAGAACAAGUGGAGGUUUUCUGCUGAUGACCUGCAGAAGUUGAGGCAUUACCUGGCUGAGGAGCAGAUUCCUUCAGAUGCUGCCAGCCGCCUUACCCGGGGUCUUUCAGGCCACGAUUCCAAGCUCUCAUCCGUGAGGAGCAACCCCAGCCUGCACAGCACUGCUCGCAGCCUGGGGUCCCUGAGCAGCCGCUCCCACAGCAGGACCAGCAUCCAGAACAGGCCCUGGAAAUAACCAGGAUCCAGGUUUUGGGAAUCCUGAGCAGUGCAGCCCGUUUGUGGUUUUAGGAAUCGACAGGGAAAAGCAGCCCUGGUGAGAACUGGCAGCUCGGGUGAGGCUGGGCAGCUGGAAUGAUGUUUCCUAGAAGCAGGAAUGGCACCACUUGGGGUGCAGGGCAGGACAGAGGUGAUAGAACUGGUUUUGUAGGGGAGGGAGAAAACUGCUAGUAAAGGCUGGCACCAGUAGAAACUGUUCCACAAAGUUUUUAGUCCAGCUGAAGGAAUUUGUGUCCGUAACAUUCCCGGGCCAUGCCUGGAGCUGUGAGGGUGAACAGGCCAUGAAUCAUCUGUGAGCACAAACUUUGGUGGUUUUAGCAGAGAUAAAGACAUUCAGCAACUUGCCAAAAGUGAGAGAAGAUCCUGGAAGGGUUGUUUGUUGGUUUUUUAAAAUAAAUUAUGAUAACAAACAGAAGUAUUUGUAAUAAAGAUGGUUUUUAUUGCUCAGUAGGUGCUGUGACAGUCGUGCUUGCUCGUGGACACUUUGUGAACAGUUGUGUCUUUUUCAAGGUGACCUGGAGGAGAGUAACUGUAUUUUUUUUUCCCAAUGACUCCUUUGCCAGUGGUUUUUUAGGAGUUUCUUUAAGGUUUAGAGUGGCUGAAGGAAAAUUUGCUGCUGCUGCCUCACCAGGGUCUCUAAAACCCAGCAGGGCCCUGGAAUCAGGAACUGAACAGUUGGAAAAGUGAGUAGCACAGUUUUCCUCAAAUUGGUGCUUCUGGAUAACCUGGAAUCCUCUGAUUUUCCUGAGCUGCCUCUGGGACACUUUGGAAGUGAUUUUGAAGGGAUUCUGCUCUCCAGCUUUUCCAUCUGGUAUUGCUGAGCCUGAUCCUGCUUUGGUUAUUGUGGUCUUGUGGGGUUUGUGUGUAUUUUUGGAUUCAGUGGUUUUUCCCCCUUUUUGAAGCAGACAAUUUUCAACACAUCCCAAAACUCACUGGUGAUUUUGGGAUAAUUCUGGUGAAAGGACAAAAAGUAGGAGAAAUGGCACAUAAUUUCCUGUUUGGGAGAUUAGGACUCAAUGUCCCUGGGCAUAUUUAUCUUUUAUUGUGACUGUGAGUGUGAAAUCAGACAGUGCUGCUUGCAGGACUGGCAGGUUCAGUCUGAUAAGGUCCUGCUGCUGUGGGAGUAGAUUUUUCCAGCUCCAUGAGCUCUUGGCAGUGUCAUUGCAUUGGCUAAAAUCCUGAUUUUGCUAUCCAGCUGUGGGAGACAGAUCCAGAAUCCCUGGCUGCUCCGUGCUGCGUGAAAACCUCCUGGUGAAACUGUUGGAUAAAACUGGCUUGAGUUGUUUGUGAUCCUCCAAAUCCAAGGAGUCAAAGCAAGGACUGGAUGUACUUUCCCACCAUCUCGAUGGAUUUGUGUGGUUUUGGACUCUUGGUUUUGUUUGGAGCAGAGUCAAACUCCGUAGAGGCUGAGAGGUUUAAUUUAAUAAAAUGUAAACUACA
Haemorhous mexicanus (house finch) is the source of this 3677-nucleotide messenger RNA. RefSeq names its product centrosomal protein 41 (gene CEP41). The transcript has 9 exons. Bases 1192 to 2196 code for a protein of 334 amino acids. Gene Ontology annotation, cellular component: ciliary basal body. Lineage: Eukaryota; Metazoa; Chordata; Aves; Passeriformes; Fringillidae. Gene Ontology annotation, biological process: cilium assembly; protein polyglutamylation. The record is from RefSeq and is a predicted model, not a curated record.